Molecule: messenger RNA, 2238 nt
Organism: Oncorhynchus masou masou (cherry salmon)
Lineage: Eukaryota; Metazoa; Chordata; Actinopteri; Salmoniformes; Salmonidae
Product: protein jagunal homolog 1-B
Exons: 3
Coding region: 123-674 (183 amino acids)
Biological process (GO): vesicle-mediated transport; granulocyte colony-stimulating factor signaling pathway; endoplasmic reticulum organization
Cellular component (GO): endoplasmic reticulum membrane
Source: RefSeq, a predicted model, not a curated record
AGUCAACACUUCCGUAUUGCACAUGUCUACGGGAGAAAGGAGGAAUGUCCACCGAGUUUCGUCAUUGAACGUGUAACAACUACGGUUGUACUGAUCAUACAUUUUUUGGACAGGCGGUAACCAUGGCUUCCCGAGCUGGACCUCGAGCUACUGGCACAGAUGGAAGUGACUUUCAGCACCGCGAGAGAGUGGCCUCACACUACCAGAUGAGUGUCGCCCUCAAGUCCGAGAUCCGUAAGCUGAACAUCGUCCAUGUUCUAAUCUGGCUCCUCUUAGCUGCCCAGGUGACAGUGAGCCAGCUGAACCUAGUGUCCCACAGUGUGGUGGCUGCUCCCUACCAGUGGGAGUACCCCUACCUGCUCAGUGUCAUCCCCUCCCUCUUCAGCUUCAUGGCCCUGCCCAAAAACAACAUCAGCUACCUGGUGAUCUCCAUGAUCAGUGCCGGCCUCUUCUGCAUAGCACCGCUCAUCUACGGGGGCAUGGAGAUGUUCCCGGUGGCCCAGCAGCUGUACCGCCACGGCAAGGCCUACCGCUUCAUCUUUGGCUUCUCUGCCGUGUCCGUCAUGUACCUGGUGAUGGUGAUCGCGGUGCAGGUGCACGGCUGGCAGAUCUACUACAGCAAGAAGCUGCUGGACGCCUGGUUCACCUCCACACAAGACAAGAAGAAGAAAUGAGGACAGAGGACUAAAUUAUUAAAACAACUGACAAGGAAUGACUAUUGCUGCCUGCCACUGUCUGACACCACUUCUAGGCCCAUCUUCCAUCUAUAUUUGAAUUCUACAUCCCCAUCUCGCCAUCCCUAAUUGAUAGUUGUAGGACUAAUUGGAAUACUCAGCAGGCUGUCCUGUCAUCUAACUGGUAAACCCUCUAACCUCCAUUAUCUCAUCUCCUGGCUCUGGAGCCUGUGGACAGAUUAAGACUUGAGUUGUCUAUCUGAGACUUCAGGGUUUAAUGUUGACCUGUCCUGCUGCCUUUAGAAACCCAUCCUCUUAUAUCUCAUCCUGAUCUAUGGAGCUGGCUGCCAUAAUCUGUCCUGCAAGGGAUAGUACGCUAGUUACUGUAUCUCCAAUCUUAGCCAUAUGUUCCAAUUAUCUCUCCUUUCUCCACAAGUUUGCACUUUGAUGGGGUGGGGACCACAAAACAUCUCAACGCAUCAUGCCGCAAUAGCCCGCGGGUCUACCUAACCUUGGGGCGGCAGGUAACCUAGUGGAUAAGUAACCGAAAUUUUGCAAGAUCAAAUCCCCGAGCUGACAAGGUAAUAAUCUGUUGUUCUGUCAUUGAAAAUAAGAAUUUGUUCUUAACUGACUUGCCUGGUUAAAUAAAGGUUAAAUAAAUAAAUCCAUACCCACACAUACAGUCAGAGCCGGCCCUAGCCUUUUGGGUGCCCCAAGUAGAAUUUUUUUGUGUCCCACCUUGCGAGCACAAAGUUUUAGUGCCCCCCCCCUCCCCUAAUAUUCUACACAAUUUGCCAUGGCGAGGAGAGAUUUUGUAACUAAACUCAUUUCAUGGAAUUCUAAUAAUUUGCAAUUGGGUGGAGAGAAAUGUGCAGUUUUUCAGCUAAUUUCUUGAAAUUUUUCACCCAACUAUAGGAUGGAGAGAAAUGUUUGCAGUUUUUAUUAUGAUAUCUGAGUGAGAAUGACCCUCCCCAGUUGGUAAUUCGACCAUGAUUACUACAAGUUUAGAUUGCUGGCUAGACUAUUUUACUAGUCUAAACAAAUGUUUGCUGACAUGGGCUAAUUGAGUGACUCUCAAGUGACUGACAUUACAAGAGAGAAACUGCUGAUGCACAACCAAACAUUGAAAUUGCACCUCGUGUUUUCUACUAUUCUAACUUUCAACAACUUAGAGAACCCGACUAGGUUCCUCAUUCUUUUCCUUUCAUUUUUGGAAAUGUAUUUGCGGGCCUACACCAGACCAGCAGUUCACCAUCCCUGCUAUGGACAGUGCCUCUGCAAAUUCAAUGUUUUUAGAUUUGUGGGUGAAAUAGUGAACGAGUGUACACUUCAGGAGACAGGCGUUAUAAUUGAGACUAGAUCAGGGCAUGAUGUGGCCUUAAAGAGAGGAGCCAUCCAGAGCUGAACGGAAAGGGUUAAGAGAAAGGCAAGAGCAGUGGUCAGAUUGCAUCCAUAUGGUUGUGUGCUGCUGUCAAUGCACAUUUCCAUGUUGACAGUACUCAACAAUUCAAUUGUUUCUAAAUGAGAUGUACAUUGUUAAAUAACAUUAAAUGGCUAUGCUGUA